UGGCGGAAGCGAGCCAGCGGCUCUGGGGCUCGGCGAGCAGGAUGGCGCCACAACUUGGCCUGCAUGAGCUGCUGCACGUCUUCUCCUUCCUGGAGGCCCGCGACCUGCUGUGUGCUGCUCAGGUGAACAAGGUCUGGAAUGAGGUCUCAAUGACCCAGGAACUGUGGAGGCAGCUGUGUCUGAGACGCUGGGCCUCCUGCAAAGCCUUCCCAGUGGUCGUGGGCACACAGACGUGGAGGCAGUACUACUGCUGCCGCUCUGAGCUGGAGUUCCGUGUGGCAUCUGGGCGGCCACAGGACUUCACCUGCAAAGCUAUUUCUGGGCACACAGGAAAGAUAGAUCAGCUGGCCUACAUCUCACCCCAUGAGUACCGCUUUGAUGAGAGGACAAGGUCCGUGGUUUGCACCGUGUCUUCAGACUGUACCGUGCGUGCCUGGGAUCUGCGUGAGGGCACAGAGAUCUGGUCCAGCCCUGUGCAGCCUGCUCCUCUGGUGAGUUUGGUGGCCUAUCCUCGGCUGCAGCUGGUUGUCACGGUGGACACACAGGGUUUGAUCACCGGGUGGAAAGCAGAAACGGGGUCUGAGUGGGCCUCGUUCCGCCUACCAACCUCCUGUUCUUCCAUGGAGGCCUGUGGUCACCCAGAGGGCCCCUUCCUGAUGGUAGCCUGUGCUGAAGGGAGCCUCUACACUCUGACAGUACCUCAGUUGCAAGUGCUCUCCAAAGUGGCUACAUUUCCUCACUCCUCCGUGAGCCUCACGUGCUCACCUGACCAACAGUGGGUGUUUGUGUUGGCACAAGGAUUAGACGUAGGCCCGAAGGUGUUCUACACUGAGUCCUUGCUCCACCCGUCGGAAGACUGGCUUCCUGUCUCCACCACCCUCCCUGUCAGGCUGAGUUCCAGGGCCUGCUGGGCUCCGGAUGAGGCAGCCAGGCUGAUCGUGAUGCACAGAGAUGACAGUGGCAUGCAUUUGGUCAUCACUACCUUCAGUUUAAAGGCCAGCAAGUCCAGAGACAGAGUGAGCAUUCUGGCACAACAGCUGGCCAGCUUCCUCCUGCCGGACACCAUGAUGCCGCACCUCAUGCAGAGCCACGGCUCCCAAGUGAUCCUGCUGGCCUCCCGGUCAGAGCUGGUGCUGUUCACCAUAAACGGCGUGCAUCUGGUGGUCUUCCAGGACCACCAGAGGCCCAUCACGUCCAUGUGGGUGGAUCCGCACCGUGUCGUCACCUCGUCCUUGGACCUGUCUUUGCGUGUCUAUGUGUGGAAUAAGAAGAACACAUAUCCUGUCCUCAAGAGCUGUUAUCAUUUGCUUGGGGGAUCUCACAGAUGGGCCAGUGGAUUCACCAGUGUGAAGAGUGACAGCAUGAGCAUUGCUGGGGUUGAAGCCAGAAGCAACGGCACAAGUAUCCUGAGGUCAUACUGCUACAAGGUCCGGCGUAGCUAGACCCCACCAGUUGAAGAUGCUCUUCCUUUGUGUGCAAACUCCUUACCAAAGAUGCUGUCCACUUUGGGGAACGAACUGGUAAGGUGACUACUGUAUGAUCGCAAUGAGCCCGUGAAGUAUUUUCUCCUGUCUUGUGUUUCAUUGUCUUGCGCAGAGGAACAAAGGAGAGUAAGUAGCCAUCUUCAGCCAGGCUUCCAGGUGCCUGAGGGGUCUGGUCCCAGAUGGCGUGGACUGUGGCAGUGCUCGAGAACCUGCUUGCUUAUGGGGUCAGGACUGCUGCAGGGUUGUUCUUGUUCUCCGGGAUAUAAUUAAAAGAGUUUUACCUGCCUGUGCUGUGUUUUGUACUGUAGACACACAUUCAUGCAUAGACUUUGCUGUCACUGAGAUGCUGUAAGACCGUCUCAGAAAUUCAAGGGUACCAAAAAAAAAAAAAGUGAAGAUGAUAGCUUUGGGGUUGAUCGGCCCAGGAUCCCUGGCUGGGUUAAUUAGCUGACAGUCACCCCCCAAAACCAAAACUGGAGCAUGGUGGAAGUCAGGAGAGCAUCUCACUGUCAAAGAGAAGACUGGAGAGCUUGGAUGGAGCCAGGUAGGAUGGUGAGGAGACAGGCAGGCCUGCUCAGUCCUGACUCUGUCCUUAGCAUGUCCCUCACAUCUGUCCUCUGCUGCUCCUGAGCAGGUGCCAGCCGCCUCCAUGGAGAGCACUUCCCCGCUGCUCCUGAGGGCGAUUCAGAGGAUCGUGUGUGUGCACAGAUGUGUGCUUUUGUGAUAUGCGGUCACAUAAUCCACGCAUAGAUGUCUUCAGUUUCAGGAGGUUCCUCCCACUAAGACUCAUGUAAUGGGAAUGUUUCUAUCUUGAGGAAUUUUUCCUUACGUUUGAAGAAUAAAGACAGGAAUGUCAGACUGCUUUGCCCCGUAUCUGAAAUCACCCUGCUUAUUACACUAAACCUCCAGCAACAAUGUCUAGAUCCCAGAGAUGACCAGGACGGAUGAAGAGGUGUUGGAGAGGGGGAAAGAUGGAGGAGCAAAGAGGUUCUUUUGUUGUUGUAGUUGUUGUUUUG
Arvicola amphibius (Eurasian water vole) is the source of this 2500-nucleotide messenger RNA. RefSeq names its product F-box/WD repeat-containing protein 12-like. Bases 42 to 1442 code for a protein of 466 amino acids. The transcript is spliced from 10 exons. The record is from RefSeq and is a predicted model, not a curated record. NCBI's taxonomy places the organism in Eukaryota, Metazoa, Chordata, Mammalia, Rodentia, Cricetidae. Gene Ontology annotation, molecular function: protein binding.